AUGGCAGAACAUAAAAAAUCAACUAAAAAUGAUUAGCCUACUGUGCCUUCUUAGGGCAACCACCCACUCAAACAUCUGCUGUCUCAAUCAUUUGACAACACCACCUCCGGAAAUGCAAUGAGCAAAAAUUACAACAAGGCACUGCAGCAUAACCUGAACAACUUCUCUCAUGAAGAAUCCGCAUCAUCUUAAGAAGGAAAUGCAGCAGCCGCACAUUAGCUUAAUAAGAAAUUGUAAGCUCAGAUAAAGGACUUAUAGUAAAAUUUGGUUUUGAACAAAGAAAUUCUGAAUAGACUGCUAUCGAAUGCAGAUGCUAAUGAGGCUCUGUUGGUGAUCAUAAAAGAGAUGACCACCAAAAACAAUGCUCUCUAGGAAUAAGUUUCAAUCCUAUCGUCAGACAAGGAGUCACUGCAAAGCUUCGCAUAGCAGCAAGCUGAAGAUUUCAAAAAGUAAAUUAAAGAUUUGCAAUUGAACUCAGUAGCGGAAAGCGAAAUGAGUUUCAUGAAGGAGUAAAUUAUGAUGCUGAAGAAAAAAGUAGCUGAUAAAGAAUAUCAAUGUAUUAAAUAGGAUAAUGAGAUUAAGAAAAAGAAAAAGGAACUGGAAAAGCUCAAAAGCUUACUUGAAGAUAAUAACAGGGUCACCUCGGGAAUGAAUAAAUCUUUCGACAUUUAUCACAAUAAUAAAAAUAUGGAUUUUGAUGAGCUUAUAAAUAACUCAAUUGACUUGAUUACAACAAAGAUUCAAAACAAGCAUAAUAAAUCGAGAGACAGAUCUCCAUCUGUACCUAAAUUAGAUUUUAAAAAUGUUAAGGAGUUUUAGGAGUAAGAUUGGCUUUCUUAUUCGAAGAAAUUAGAAGAAUCUAUUAAGAUUUUAAAUCAGAGGAUUUUUUAUCUUGAAGAUGAAAAUGAUAAGUUAACCCAGAAAUAUCAUAGAUUAGCUCUUAAUAACACGAAAUUGUAUGAGUUGAAUGAAAAAUUGAAUCAAACUUUGAAAGAGUUGAAGACUAAAAUGAAAGAAAUAUAGAAAACUUUUAAAGAGAGAGCUAAAAGGCAGAAGGAAUGUUCUUUUUGUAAUAAUAUGGUAGAGAUGAGCAUGUCAAACUUCACAAUGACUUAUGAUAAGGUAAAUGUUAGCUUUGACACAUCACUAAUAAAUAACAGUUUUUAGAAUACUAAAAACUCAUUCAUGAAAGCCAAAGAGCAAUAAUAGUAUUAUGAGACAAAAGGAUCCAAUAUGGGAACGAACUAGAGUUAUUAGGAAAACCAAAUGAUGAUGCAGAGAAACAAUCAACCUAUUUACACUAACUAAGAAUUACAUGAGUUAAUAAAUGACUAUUCAAAGAAUAGCAAGAUUGAACCAAGUGAUGGUCUAGAUGGAUAAGAUGUAUAAGUGAAUGAUGACAACUUUUCUAGCAAACCUAAGAUUCUUAAAGAUACAAGCAAGUACAUAAAAAAGAAAUCUGGCAAAAUAUCCUAGCCCAAUCCAAUUAACAACAUAAUGUAAUCAGUUUAAGAGGGUCUGAGUCAAAUCUUAAAUCCAAGCUAAACAUUCACUGGGGACAACUAAGGAGUAGUUGGGCAAAAUUAGCCUAAACUUUCAAAUUAAACACCAACAUUUAAUAACAAUGCCCUUCCUGGUAGUAACAGUAACCCAGCGCUUCUGUAACAAUAACAGCAAUAAUAGCAUAUGCCUAAAAUAGCAGGAGUUGCAUUGAAAGAAGUUUCAUCCGUUAAAAAUCAAAAACUUUAAUAGCAGUUUAUGAAUAAGAAAGCAUCAAGAAAUUAAUUUGAUUAGUACUAAGAUCAGCAGAUAUAGCAGCAAAUAAUUUAGCAAUAAAUUCCAGAUUAACAACUAAUAAUGGCAAGAGAAGAGAGUGAUGAUAUCGCUUAUUAAAAGUAGUAAUAAAUGUAACUCUAAGAAUAGUUUAAAAGAUACUAUGUAAACCCAUAAAAUAGUGCAUAAAAUUAAGUGAAAAAUAUAAACAUGGUAGACCCUAAAAAUAUGAGAGCGGGUGGAGUAUAAAGAAGUAACUCUGAUUUGAAAAAUAAUCUACAUGGUAUGAAUUAAGCCUAAUAUAGCUCGUCUGGAUAAGCAUCAUCAAGUUAGAAAUCUUAAUAAAAUAGUAAAGAGAGAUAGAAACAACCUAUAGCCGGAUUUGAAGAGAAAACAAAACUGACUCGUGGAAAGAAACAGUCCGUGACCAACAGGAAUUCACCCACAAACCAAAUCUCUUAAAACUCAAACGCCUCAAGCUAAUAAUCGAAUAUGAUUGGGAAUUUCUUAAAUGUAUUUGACAGAAGAAAAAGAAACUGA
Stylonychia lemnae is the source of this 2313-nucleotide messenger RNA. The record is from the annotation of a GenBank genome assembly. Lineage: Eukaryota; Ciliophora; Spirotrichea; Sporadotrichida; Oxytrichidae.